This is a messenger RNA of Mirounga angustirostris (Northern elephant seal), 5944 nucleotides long. RefSeq names its product sorting nexin 27 (gene SNX27). The transcript is spliced from 12 exons. The coding region runs from base 198 to 1913 and encodes 571 amino acids. Gene Ontology annotation, biological process: signal transduction; endocytic recycling; intracellular protein transport. Lineage: Eukaryota; Metazoa; Chordata; Mammalia; Carnivora; Phocidae. Gene Ontology annotation, cellular component: early endosome. The record is from RefSeq and is a predicted model, not a curated record. Gene Ontology annotation, molecular function: protein binding; phosphatidylinositol-3-phosphate binding.
GGGUCCAACCGCCCGUUUUCCCCCCGCCCCCGGCCUUCCCUUUACCCUCCUCCGGCAGCUCUGUGACCGACUCGGGUCCCGCGGGCGGCGGAGCGGGCGCGCGCGCUGGGGGUCGUGCGGCUGCUAAGCAGGGCGAGCGCGCGCGAGGAAGGAGUGGAGGCGUAGCGGGGCGGGGGUACGGCUCGCUCGCUUGCAAGAUGGCGGACGAGGACGGGGAAGGGAUUCACCCCUCAGCUCCUCACAGAAACGGAGGUGGCGGCGGCGGUGGGGGGUCCGGGCUCCACUGCGCCGGGAACGGCGGAGGGGGAGGCGGCGGCCCGCGGGUCGUGCGCAUCGUCAAGUCCGAGUCCGGUUACGGCUUCAACGUGCGGGGCCAAGUGAGCGAGGGCGGGCAACUGCGGAGCAUCAACGGGGAGCUGUACGCGCCGCUGCAGCAUGUGAGCGCCGUGCUGCCCGGGGGGGCGGCCGACCGGGCCGGGGUGCGCAAGGGGGACCGCAUCCUGGAGGUGAACGGCGUGAAUGUUGAGGGGGCGACACACAAGCAGGUGGUGGACCUGAUCCGAGCAGGCGAGAAGGAAUUGAUCUUGACAGUGUUAUCUGUACCUCCACAUGAGGCAGAUAACCUAGAUCCCAGUGACGACUCGUUGGGACAAUCAUUUUAUGAUUACACAGAAAAGCAAGCAGUGCCCAUAUCGGUCCCCACAUACAAACAUGUGGAGCAGAAUGGUGAGAAGUUUGUGGUAUACAAUGUUUAUAUGGCAGGGAGGCAGCUGUGUUCUAAGCGGUACCGGGAGUUUGCCAUCCUACACCAGAACCUGAAGAGAGAGUUUGCCAACUUUACAUUUCCCCGACUUCCAGGGAAGUGGCCAUUCUCUUUAUCAGAACAGCAAUUAGAUGCCCGACGUCGGGGGUUGGAAGAAUAUCUAGAAAAAGUGUGCUCAAUACGAGUCAUUGGUGAGAGUGACAUCAUGCAGGAAUUCCUAUCAGAAUCAGAUGAGAACUACAAUGGUGUCUCCGACGUAGAGCUGAGAGUAGCACUACCAGAUGGAACAACAGUUACAGUCAGGGUUAAAAAGAACAGUACUACAGACCAAGUAUAUCAGGCUAUUGCAGCAAAGGUUGGCAUGGACAGUACGACGGUGAAUUACUUUGCCUUAUUUGAAGUGAUCAAUCAUUCCUUUGUACGUAAGCUGGCACCUAAUGAAUUUCCUCAUAAACUCUACGUCCAGAAUUACACAUCAGCUGUGCCAGGCACCUGCCUAACCAUUCGGAAGUGGCUUUUUACCACCGAAGAAGAAAUCCUCUUAAAUGACAAUGACCUUGCUGUUACCUACUUUUUUCAUCAGGCUGUUGAUGAUGUGAAAAAAGGUUAUAUCAAAGCAGAGGAAAAGUCCUACCAAUUACAGAAGCUGUAUGAACAAAGGAAAAUGGUCAUGUACCUCAACAUGCUAAGGACUUGUGAGGGCUACAAUGAAAUCAUCUUCCCCCACUGUGCCUGUGACUCCAGGAGGAAGGGACAUGUCAUCACAGCCAUUAGCAUCAUGCACUUUAAACUGCAUGCCUGCACUGAAGAAGGACAGCUGGAGAACCAGGUAAUAGCGUUUGAAUGGGAUGAGAUGCAGCGAUGGGAUACAGAUGAAGAAGGAAUGGCCUUCUGCUUUGAAUAUGCCAGAGGAGAGAAGAAGCCUCGAUGGGUUAAAAUCUUCACACCAUACUUUAAUUAUAUGCAUGAAUGCUUCGAAAGGGUGUUCUGUGAGCUCAAGUGGAGAAAAGAGGUCAUCCUGUUCUGUACAACAGCAGAUACAAAGGCAAAGGAAGAGCCAUUGUUGCCGCCUUCAGCCCAGCAGAGAACUGAGAGAUUUACGAAUGACAUGAUACACGGCAGUGGAAGGUUAAAGUGCCAUAAGGACUAGGAAGAAGAGAGGGAAAAAAAGACCUCUGGAUGAAAGCAGCUAAGGAAAUCUUCAUGAAGAAAGUGGCGUUUAAGAUGAACCAUUUAGGAUGAGCAGGAUUUCAACAAGAAGGUUUUUUCACAAAGUUUAUUGAGCUGUUAUGUGCCUGACACUUAUAAUUGGGAAUGAAAAGCCAUGGGGGGAGGGGAAGGAUCAAACCUGUCCAGAUGAACAAUGAAUAGUCCUAUUUGAUUAGAACUUAGGGAUGUGUAGGAAUAAGAUGGAAGAUGAGGUUUGAAGAGCCUUGAAUGCCAGGGUGAGGUGUUCUACAUUUAAAAGAAAAGGUUUUUUUUAAUGAGCUGCAGUUUAGAAACUGGUGCUUUAGAAUACACACAGAAGGCUCAAUUAGGACACUGUUAUGAUUAGUUGGUAAGUGGAGGCAGUGAUAAUUGAAAGGAAGGAUAUGGAUGUGAGAAAAAAAUUGUGGAAGUAAAAUCUUUCGUGAUUUAAUAACAUUGAAUGCAUGUGUCAGGAGUAAAAGACUCCUGAGGUUUCAUGUCUAGGUGGCUAGAAAAUGGAAAUAUUUAAGAGUUGAAACAGGGAGAAAAUGUUUUAGCUUUGGACCUAUUAUGAUUUAAGCAUGGGUGAGAAAUCUAGAUAUAUAGACAUCCAGCAGUUACUUCUUAAUUAUUUGUUGAGCACCUUCUAAUGUUCUGGGCACUGUUGAGGGUGAUGGGGAUACGGUGGUAAACAAGGUGGAGAACGGACUCAGCAUCUGUCUGUGAAUGGAUUUGUAGAAGGCUUCUAUGAAGAACAGGUUGUAGGAGGGCGGGAAGGGAACCACAGAGACACAUGAGGACACCAGAGGGCUCUGGUGGUAUGAGGGUGACUUUGGACUUUGUGGCCAUGGAGAUGGAAAGACAGAUGUGUGUAGGUCAACAAUAUAUUUGAGAGAGAGGACAAGUAGGGCUUUGCAGUUGGAUUGAAUAGGAGGCGUGAGACAGUGAAUAGUGGUGCUAGAUACUUAUGAGGAAGCCUGAGGGAGGAAGGCACUCCCAGACUGAGUUCAGGACAAAAGUUCAAUUAGAAACACACAGCUGGGAGUCAUUCUCAUCAAGUGGAUGAGAGGAUGCAGUAUAUUGGAGGGAGACCCCAUUUGUGGGGGGCAAGAGGAAGCUGCCUGAUUACUCAGGGAAGUAGACCCAGAGAAGGCCCAGAGAAUGGGAAUCUUCGAAGGACCAGAUGCUUGGCUCAGGGCGACUCAAGUUGUCAGACUCAGAGAAGAGAGUGAGUCUUGGCCGCAAGUGGAAAUGCUGCAGUCACAAAUACUAGAAGCCAAGACCGCGAAGGCUUUGACAUUUUAGCAGGAGAGUGAAAAGACGAAGCCCUGCAAGUCGGAUGGGCUGUGCAGGGUCUCUGCUGAGGAAAUGGAAACACCUUGCCUGACGUUUGUCCAUUUCUAAGCUCUCAAAAUAUGGCCAGGGCAUGGGGAUGCAUUGGAGGAAGAAUUAUCCAGGGCUUUCCCCAGCCACACUCUCAUCCCUGGAGCCCCCCUAAUGGAGGAUAUUUUCCUAAAUGUCUGUUUUCAUUUCUAUAAAUGGAAGGCUCCUCCCAAUCCCUGCUAUUAAUCUGUCAGCUCCACUCUUUUGCCUUAAGAAUUUCUUUUCCUUUUCCCUUCUCUUUAUGCUGCCAUUAACAUUGGAACAGUAACUUGAUCAUAUUGGAAGAAGCAGCUGAGUUUCAUCCUGCUUGGUCUGAAUUGGGGGAUCCAACUGUCCUCAUUUCUUACUUCUUCUGCUCUCCCAUUUUAUUACUGCUCAGACCCCCCUGCUCAGAAGAGGUGGUAGUGAACUUCGGGAGCUAACAGAACUACCCUCCUUUAUACCCUUCCUACUAUAUUUGAAGCUAAUAUGAUGCCUAAGAAAUCUGUUUUUAUGCAAGAUACAAGUUCAGAGCUUCCUUUUCUGUCUCCAAGGAUCCUACGUUUUGCCAUCAAAGUCCCUAGAGAUGAUGAGCACUGGGUGAUGUAUGGAAUUACUGAAUCACUAUAUUGUAUACCAGAAACUAAUAUAACACUGCUAACUAUACUGGGAUUAAAAUAAUUUUUAUUUUUAUUUUUAUUUUUUUUAAAGAUUUUAUUUAUUUAACAGAGAGAGAGACACAGUGAGAGAGGGAACACAAGCAGGGGGAGUGGGAGAGAGAUAAGCAGGCUUCCCGCCGAGCAGGGAGCCUGAUGUGGGGCUCGAUCCCAGGACCCUGGGAUCAUGACCUGAGCUGAAGGCAGACGCCUAACGACUGAGCCACCCAGGCGCCCCUAAAAUAAUUUUUAAAAAGGACCUGGAGAAUCCCUGUCCCUGAAAUGUUUUGUUUCCCCCCAAAAGACCCCUCUGUGUCUCCCUCUUCAUCAUUCAACUUUACUUGUAUCUACUGCUUCUCUGGAGAAAAUCUGGCUCCUUUGGAGCUCCUUCUCCUUGCAGGGAAGGGCAAGCCGUGAACAGUGACAAUAAGGAUUCUUCAGUGUUUGGUGAGGGGUUGCCUGAGAUCAGGGGGGAUACCAGGAGGAGGACACUUCCGAUUCCUUUUGCCUCCCAACUCCUGCAUCCCAGGAGAACCCACCAAUCAGUAUGUCACUCUGGGAGAUGCUCUUUGGUCUCAAAUACACCUUCCAUCUUUCUGUCCUGACCCAGAAACUGCAGUGAGGCCACAGCGAGACAGUACAAGGGAAAACUCCUGGUGUUGAUACCAACUCCUGCUAUCCUUACACACACUUUUGCGUGUCUGUUACCACACAGACACACAGACACACAGACACACACCCCCCCACACCCCCCCCCCCCCCCCCCACAUAUUCGAGAUUACAGAUGCUCCUGCCUGGAUUCUCUUCCUUCUGAGUAAGGCCCCAUCCCUGGACUCUGCCAAUCUAAGAGACUUGUUUUCCCUGAAACGAUAUCCACAGGUAUGUUUCUAUUGCACUUCACAUGUUGCUUCUCUUUGUACUACUCUCAGUUUAGGGCAGUUUAAGAGAAGGCCAAAGUACGGGGCUGAGGUUGGAGUGGGUGGUGAGGAGUCACACAUCCUUGUGCGCUGGUGGAACAGCUUGGCCUAAGGCUGGCUGGGCUGGAAGGUGAGCAAGCUUAAAGUGGGGGGGCAUAAUGAGGGUGGAGUAGCAGGUUGCUGCUAAAAGCAAGUGGCCUAGAUGCUGUGAAGUCACACACUACCCCUGUGUGAGCCCCCUGAACCCAGCCCUAAAGUAGUUCACAGAGAAGAAUCUAAGAACCAAAUCGGAGGGACCUCAGGACUUAUGCAGUCCACCUUCUGCUGAUGGGACUCGCUGUGACAGCCUGCUUGGUACUUGUUGGGAUCAUUGCCUCGGGUCAAAGACCAGGUAGUUGAGCCUGCAAGAUGAGAGAAUCAUGGGCUUUGGAGUCUGACAUAUAGGGCUUCCUUCCUGCAGCCAUCCCUUGGUAGCUUUGUGAUUAUGGAUAAGUCAAUUACCCUCCCAAGCCCUUUUUAACCUGUCUAUAAAAUUGUAUCCCGCCUCACAGAGUUGUUGGGAGGUUAAAUGAGGAAAUGUACAUUUAGGGCCUGUAACAGAAUCACAGAGCAAAAGCUUAGCUCCCUGUAUCCCCACUGGUAGGUGCAGAGACAGCUCACCCCCACCAACAAGGGAGAAAUGGAGGUCAGGAACAUGAGAGUGAAGUCCCCAGCCUUCAGAGGGACAGGGCUGGAUACAAGAGAGGCCUGCUGACCUGCUUUCUUCCCUCUGUGCCUAGUGCUGCAGAGCAUUCCAGGAUUAAACCUCAAGGAAGGGUGGAAGAAUGGGAUCAUGAAGCCAUGGUCAAGGCCUGGACCCCUCAAAGGUCUUGGACCCUCCUAACAGGUCUCUCUCCCAAACCUCCCUCCCUUCGUCCCCUCCGCAGUACGCAAAAUCCCCUCCCCGCAACUUUCCAAGACUCUUAUUUGAUGCUUUUAAACUUUUUUCUUUAUUUAGACAGAAAAGACCAACUCUUUAAAAGUAAAAUGCAAUAAAUAAAUAAGUUAAGCAUAGAGAA